This is a messenger RNA of Phoenix dactylifera (date palm), 5112 nucleotides long. Lineage: Eukaryota; Viridiplantae; Streptophyta; Magnoliopsida; Arecales; Arecaceae. The record is from RefSeq and is a predicted model, not a curated record.
CCAAUCUACUCCUUAUCAUUUCUCUCCUGAAGGACGUCCUUCUCUCAGCACACGUGCGACUGAGGGAGACACGAAAAACAAAAAGAAACGAUGAGAAGGCAAAAUUAGAGAGAGAUGAAGCGGUAGAGUAGCAAAAAUCAAACGUCACCACCGUCUCCAAAAUCAAGAAGACAGCGAGAGGAGAGGGAAGAUUCCGAAAUUCUCCGAUAUUUUCCCCUCUUUCCCCCUUUUGUUAUUUCCUUUAUCUUUUCUGGUCGCAGAAAAGGUCCAAUUUUUCUCUUAUCCGAAACAAAAUCUCAAGAAACCACGGCAAAAAAAAAAAAAAAAAAAUCCAAUGGGAAAAAGAAGAGGGACGCGCCGGAAUUAGAAAGAAAGAAAGAUUUCUUUAGGUCGCGGCAAGAUUUAUGCUUUGUUUUCGGAUCAAACUGAGGGAUUUCCGACGCGCCCUGCUGGUGUCGCGAAUCCAGUUCAGCUGGCUCGAGAUCUUCUUCUAGGGCUUUUAGCUGGGUUAUAAGCUGUUGCAUUUGAUUCGAUUGGAUCUGUGGCAUGGCGUUGUUUCGGAAGUUCUUCUACAAGAAGCCGCCCGAGGGGCUCUUGGAAAUAUCGGAGAGCGUUUACGUUUUUGAUUGCUGCUUCUCCACUGAUGUCUUGGAAGAGGAUGAUUACAAAGUAUACAUUGGAGGAAUUGUAGAGCAACUCCGAGGACAUUUUCUGGAUGCUUCCUUCAUGGUCUUCAAUUUUCGAGAGGGGGAGAGGGAAAGCCAAAUAGCUAGCAUUCUAUCUGAGUAUGAUAUGACGGUGAUGGAUUACCCCCGGCAUUAUGAGGGUUGCCCAUUGCUCAAAAUGGAGAUGAUCCAUCAUUUCUUGAGGUCCAGUGAGAGCUGGCUCUCUUUAGGUCCACAUAAUGUAUUACUGAUGCAUUGCGAGCGAGGUGGCUGGCCAGUUCUGGCUUUCAUGUUAGCAGCACUUCUGAUAUACCGAAAACAGUAUACGGGUGAGCAGAAAACAUUGGACAUGAUUUAUAGGCAAGCACCACGUGAGCUCUUGCACUUGUUGUCACCCCUGGAUCCUGUCCCUUCUCAGCUAAGAUACUUGCAAUAUGUUUCAAGGAGGAAUGUUGCCUCAGAGUGGCCUCCACGUGACAGAGCACUUACUUUGGAUUGCAUUAUGCUCAGGAAGAUUCCAAACUUUGAUGGGGAGGGUGGCUGCAGACCAAUAUUUCGGAUUUAUGGCCAGGAUCCCUUUAUUGCUUCUGAUCGGACUACUAAAGUUCUGUUUUCAACUCUAAAAAGGAGCAAAUGUGUCCGGCAUUACAGACAGACAGAUUGUGAACUAGUCAAAAUUGACAUCCAUUGCCACAUUCAAGGAGAUGUUGUUCUUGAGUGCAUUAGCCUGGAUGAUGAUCUAGAACGUGAAGAGAUGAUGUUUAGGGUCAUGUUCAAUACAGCCUUUAUACGAUCAAAUAUCUUGAUGGUCCACUGCGAUCAGAUUGACAUUCUGUGGGAUGCUAAGGACCGAUUUCCGAAAGAUUUUAGAGCCGAGGUUCUUCUCUCGGAAAUGGAUGCAGCUUCAUCAGUUGUCACCAUGGAGUUGACUAGUGGUGAGGAAAAAGAAGGCCUUCCAAUCGAAGCUUUUGCCAAAGUGCAAGAAAUGUUCGGCAAUGUGGAUUGGCUAGAUGCGAAGGGGGGUGAUGCAGCACUUCAUGUCCUUCAACAAUUAACAUCACCAAACACUUCUCAAGAGAAAUCUGAUGCAGUUUCUCCAUCGAAAGUAGAGACCGAUAGCAUGCCACGGAAACCUAGCCCUCUCAAACUCACUGAGAAAGUAGAUUAUGAAGAUGUCAGUAAUAAUGCUGUCUCUGAUGUUAACAUGAUGCCUCCAUCUUUGCUGUCAUAUUCAAAUAGUGCUGCUUCUGGCUUAAGUGAACCUGCUGAAAAAAAUAUCUUUGUAGGCUUGCCAUCAUCACCAUCAUCAGCCCUACCUUUUUCAGCAAGCUCCAACCAAAAAAAAUCAGUAAUUCCUCCCCCUCCUCCUCCUCCUCCUCCUCCUCCUCUUGCUGCUACCCUUGGUGCCAGUACCACCAUUUUGCCAUCCCGAUCGACACCACCAAUAACAACUGUUCCUCCACCACCUCCACCUCCACCUCCGAUUCGACAAUCAAUAAUGCCGCCGCCGCCACCGCCGCCGCCACCGCCACCGCCACCUGAACAUCUUCCACCUUUUAAACCAGUGACUACUAUACCUCUCCCACCACCUCCUCCUCCUCCUUGCUUGGGGGCUUCAUCCACUCAUCAACAACGUUCAAGCAAUACCUCCACCAAGUUAUCAUCCACUCUGCCUCUUCCUCCUCCUCCUCCUCCACCACCACCACCACCACUUCCUACCUCAUCAACUCCACAUCCUCCUCCUCCACCUAUAAAGAAGCCAGGUGGUCCAGUAGGUGCCCCUCCACCACCCCCACCCCCUCCUUCACGUCCUGGAACUGCUCCGCUCAUGGCUUCACCUGCAGCACCACCCCCACCUCCACCACCUCAAUUUACACCAAAGCAAUCUGCUGUUUCUACUUCCCAAAAACCAUCACCUGUCCCACCAGUGCCUCCUCCUCCUAUGUCUGGUCAGAUCUCUCUGAAGUCUACUCAAUCUAGUUCUGCAGGAAGUAAGGGAACUAGCAGUGAAUUCAUAUCUCCAUCUGCUGCAUCGCAUAAUUCUUCAUUGGGCAUUAAGGGACGCAGCUUGACACAUGCCAAAAGUCCUAGGAGUUUGCAUUCCACCCAGUCAUCAUCCAAAAGGACUUCUCUGAAGCCUUUACAUUGGGUUAAAGUAACAAGAGCUAUGCAGGGUAGUUUAUGGGCUGAAGCACAAAAAUCUGAUGAAGCUUCCAAGCCUCCAGAAAUUGACAUGUCUGAGCUUGAGAGUCUUUUCUCAGCGGUGGUGCCAAAUUCAGAAUCUGGUUUGGGUGAAAGAUCAAGGCGGCGUUCCUCACUUGGGGCCAAACAUGAUAAAGUUCAUCUGAUUGAUCUUAGAAGGGCCAAUAAUUGCGAAAUAAUGCUUACAAAGGUUAAGAUUCCAUUGCCUGAUUUGAUGAAUUCAUUGCUUGCUCUUGAUGAUUCUGUUUUGGAUGUCGAUCAAGUAGAUAACCUCAUAAAGUUCUGUCCAACAAAGGAGGAGAUGGACCUACUCAAGGGUUAUAAUGGUGAUAAAGAAAGCUUAGGGAAAUGUGAGCAGUUCUUUUUAGAGUUGAUGAAAGUACCAAGGGUGGAAGCCAAGCUGAGAGUCUUCUCCUUUAAGAUACAAUUCCGUUCCCAGGUUGCGGACCUCAGAAAUAGCUUAAACAUCGUUAACUCUGCAGCAGAAGAGUUCAGAAAUUCUGUGAAAUUAAAAAGAAUCAUGCAGACAAUUCUUUCUUUGGGAAAUGCAUUGAACCAGGGAACUGCCAGGGGUUCUGCCAUCGGAUUUCGGUUGGAUAGCCUUCUCAAACUCACUGAUACACGUGCGCGCAAUAACAAAAUGACUCUCAUGAAUUAUUUGUGCAAGGUUCUUGCCGAUAAACUUCCAGAAGUGCUUGAUUUUGACAAGGACCUUGUUAGCUUAGAAUCUGCAUCGAAGAUACAAUUGAAGAUUUUGGCAGAGGAAAUGCAAGCAAUAAGCAAAGGACUAGAGAAAGUUGAACAAGAACUAACAUCAUCUGAAAAUGAUGGUCCUGUAUCUGCUACUUUUCAUAAGUCUCUGGAUGUAAAGCUAUCAAGAAAAGCAGUUUCUUGGAAAAAGACCAUUCCAUGUUGCCAAGGAGGAAUCUGAACUUCUGAAGCGAAGCAUGCACAUCUCCCAUGCUAAGUUAUCCAUAUACAAUAAUUUGUCAUUUUUUAAAAUAAGAGGCCUCUCAUGUCUCUUUUAUUUUACUCAUUUUAUCAAACUGAUGCAAGAAUAAAAAUUAGGACCUCCAAUCAUAAAUGUUUGUACGUUCCAAUCUACAAUUGGUUGCAAGGUUUUUAAGUCGGUAUUAGGCCUCAUACUAGUAACUAAUUGAUAUGGUACCUGAUCGAUAUGGUAAUGUACUCACCUAUAUGGACGAAUGGUAUGGUGUUGGGGUUGUCACAACACCUGUACCAUAUAUCGGCAUGGGGGCAUACCAAACCCCCGUAUUGUACCAAGUCAGUAUUGUAUGCUGCUUACCGCCCUGUGGAGUUGGUACUUAAAAUACUUGGUCGUUCAUUUAUUAUAUGUAUACAUGCUUGCAUUUAUGCUUAGGAACUUCUGCACCGAACAAAAAACCCUGAAUCUGGGAAAGCCUUACUGCAUCUAUAAUAUGGAAAUAAUUUCCUACAUUUGUUAUCAAUCAAUUUUCCUUUCCCCUCGAACAGAUACACAUUCUCUUGGAGUAAAUUCAAUUUCUAUUCUGAUUUCUUUCUUUAUUCAAUAUUUUACAAACAAUUGUUGAAAAAGUUGACUAACGUUUACAAUAACAUUGCAGUAAGUUUCAUUGGAUAGUGUUGCCAACUGCAAUUAUGCAUGUAUGACCAUGAGAAAAGCAUGAUUGGAUAUGUUUUGGUUGGGCCUUUUAAGCACCUUGAUGAUGAAUGAUUAUCAGUGAUAAGACCAAAUGAAAGCUCAAUAAGGAAGAGAUACUCAUACUUUGAAGGAGUUCCUUGUUGUUGCUGAAGCUGAAGUGAGAUCCUUAAUUUCUCUUUAUUCUGGGGUGGGUAGAAAUGCAGAUGCAUUGGCUCUUUAUUUUGGGGAAGAUCCUGCACGUUGCCCAUUUGAGCAAGUUGUCUCCACACUUCUCAACUUCACGAAAAUGUUUGGACGUGCUCACGGGGAUAACUGCAAGCGGCUAGAGCUGGAGAAGAAGAAAGCUCAGAAGGAGGCAGAUAAUGAAAAAUUGAAGCUGGCUUCUCAAAAGAGGGAAACAGAAAAUACAUUGCGGCCUCCAAUUAGAAGUGGAGAAACUCAAUAAUCAAAAGCCUAUGCAACUAACAAUUGAAUAAUUAUUCCAUUCCAUAGAAAAAAUAACUCCUGCUCCAUGACCAGGCACCGACAAUAUGGUUGAAAUAGAGAAAGUUAAAAAUCAGAGAUUAAUAAAAUUGGAUGGACAAAAUAUUGUCCAAUGUAGAG